Molecule: messenger RNA, 1242 nt
Organism: Aspergillus welwitschiae
Lineage: Eukaryota; Fungi; Ascomycota; Eurotiomycetes; Eurotiales; Aspergillaceae
Product: putative 3-beta hydroxysteroid dehydrogenase/isomerase
Exons: 2
Coding region: 21-1010 (329 amino acids)
Molecular function (GO): oxidoreductase activity, acting on the CH-OH group of donors, NAD or NADP as acceptor
Source: RefSeq, a predicted model, not a curated record
UAUCAAAGUACCAUUACACGAUGCCUGCUCCGUUGAUUUUCAUAACUGGUGCUACUGGCUUUAUUGGCAGUGCUACCGCUGUUGAAGCCCUCAAGUCCGGAUAUCGACUUCGAAUUGGCGUUCGCAAGAAGUCAGAGAAACUUGAAUCAUUGUUGGCAGACUAUCGCGACCGAGUGGAAUUCGUCAUCAUCCCAGAUCUCACCGAGGAGGCUGCCUUCCGAGGAAAGCUGGAUGGAGUGGACUAUGUCCUCCAUCUUGCAUCGCCGCUUGCCAACGGCACAGACAAAGAAGCUUUCUUCCCCCCGGCGGUGAAAGGGACCUUGGCUGUACUCAAAGAAGCAACCAAGGUGCCAAGCAUCAAGAAGAUUGUGAUCACUUCGUCUAUCGCUGCCCUGAUUCCUAUCACCGGCAUACCUGAAGGCGGUGUCAUAAAAGAGGACAAUGACUGGGAUUUCGAUGUCGACCCAGAGGCUGAUUUCGUGGAUCCUAGCAAUCCCGGUGCAACACCCAUGACUCUCUACCGUGCAUCCAAAUUGCUUGCAAAUAAUGCGACGUGGGACUUUUGGAAGAAAGAGAACCCCCAUUACUCACUGGUGACUCUUCAUCCGGCAUUUGUCUUUGGGCACAAUCUUAUGCAAGCUGCCGCCAAUGAAACUUUAGGAUCCAAUGGAAUCAUCUGGGGUAGUGUGAUGGGAGGUGUCCCACUUGGAGGCAUCACGGGUGUGCAUAUUCAAGAUGUUGCUGAGGCACAUAUCAAGUCGUUGAAUCCGAAGAUUCAAAACGGUUCGAAAUAUCUGAUCUCGGGGCCGCAAACAACAUGGAAAGAGGUGGCCCGUAUUGCACACGAGUUCUACCCCAAUGUUGGUGUGAAGCUUACAGAGAGCGCUGAGGGUGGUUCUAUGCCUACUGAUACCACCAAAGCCGAAGUUGAACUAGGAAUGAAAUGGCGGCCGUGGGAGGAGAUGGUGCGGAGUGUAAUGGACCAGCAAUUGGGCUUCCUUUCGGGUUGAGCUAUAUUUAGUUAUUGCUUAACUAGAUCUCUACUAAAAGAUCUAAGAAUAGUACAGGCUGAGAAGUAUUCACAAUGAACAAGUUGAGCAUUCUGCUGUUGUUGAUUUCGGGUGUGUAGAUACUGGGUCAUUCUUGCGGAGAUUUGAGGGGUCAUCCAGUUUCAUCAAUCAAGGCAGGAAAGCCGGCGUGAAGAAUCAGCCUGAGAGCGUUAGCAAAACAUUUUUAAGCCAG